AUGAUGAUGCUGAAAGUGGAAGAGCUGGUCACCGGGAAGAAGAAUGGCAGUGGGGACGCUGGGGAGUUCCUCCCCGAGGACUUCACAGAUGGAGAGUAUGAAGCUGCUGUUACUCUGGAGAAGCACGAGGACCUGAAAACACUUCCGGCCCACUCAGUGAGCCUUGCUGAGCAGCAGUGGAAAAUUGAGAAACAGCGAGAGGCAGAGCUCAAGAAGAAAAAACUAGAACAAAGAUCGAAGCUUGAAAAUUUAGAAGACCUUGAAGUUAUCAUUCAACUGAAGAAAAAGAAGAAAUACAGGAAAACGAAAGUUCCGGUUGUAAAGGACCCUGAACCUGAAAUCAUUACAGAACCUGUGGAUGUGCCCCGGUUUCUGAAGGCUGCCCUGGAGAACAAACUGCCAGUAGUAGAAAAAUUCUUGUCAGAUAAGAACAAUCCAGAUGCUUGUGAUGAGUAUAAACGGACAGCUCUGCACAGAGCAUGCUUGGAAGGACACCUGGCAAUUGUGGAAAAGUUACUGGAAGCUGGAGCACAGAUCGAAUUCCGUGAUAUGCUGGAAUCUACAGCCAUCCACUGGGCAAGCCGUGGAGGAAAUGUGGAUGUCUUAAAAUUGUUGCUGAAUAAAGGAGCGAAAAUCAGUGCCCGGGAUAAGCUGCUCAGCACAGCGCUGCACGUGGCCGUGAGGACCGGCCACUACGAAUGCGCCGAGCACCUCAUCGCCUGCGAGGCGGACCUCAACGCCAAAGACCGAGAAGGAGAUACCCCGCUGCACGACGCCGUGAGGCUGAACCGUUACAAGAUGAUCCGACUCCUGAUUAUGUACGGCGCCGACCUCAACGUCAAGAACUGUGCUGGGAAGACCCCGAUGGACCUGGUGUUACGCUGGCAGAAUGGAACCAAAGCGAUAUUUGACAGCCUCAAAGAGAACUCCUACAAGACCUCUCGCAUCGCUGCCUUCUGA
Messenger RNA from Pipistrellus nathusii (Nathusius's pipistrelle), 960 nucleotides. The record is from the annotation of a GenBank genome assembly. NCBI's taxonomy places the organism in Eukaryota, Metazoa, Chordata, Mammalia, Chiroptera, Vespertilionidae.